GGUGCCAUAACGAAGAUGAUAAGCUCGUCCGCUUUUCACAAGCACAGGAAUCGAGUUCGCGUCCACCGUCAGUCUACGUCGCGCCUCGCACCAUCUUGUUGUUCGGGUUCCGGUCCCGCGGACCAUCUACGUGUGUACUCGUGAAGGACAAACCGUAGUCGAGACGAUGUUUUCGUCAUCAAGUAAAUAGUAAAUUCUAGAGCAAAUUCAUAUCAAAAAGAUUUUUUCUGCACCAACAGUUGAACUACGUUCUAUAACCAGUCACCGUGAAAAUGGAUUUUCAUACUAUACUUUAUCAGGCGCAGAAAAAUAACACCAGGGACAAUGAAGUUAAAUAUUUUAAAGCUUCAUUGGAUCCACCAAAAAAAGUUACAAAAGAAAGUAGACAGUUAUCUGAGAGCAUUAAAAAAUUCUUAGCUAAAAAAGAAGAAGAAGAUCGACAAAAACAAUUGGAAGAACAAAAAAAAAAAGAUGAAUUGAUAUCAUUGAGAAGUCAAGAUCGAAAAUCAUUUAAACGUGUACAGUCUAUGUUAAAUCGAACAAAAUCAGCAAAUAAAUCAGUUAUUGAGGAUGCUAAAGAUGAUGUCAAUACAUCUGUUACCAUGGCAGGAUUUCAUCAACCAGAUGAAGAUGACUAUGGAUAUGUUUCAAAAGAUGCCAUGGAUAUUUAUAAUAAUAUCAUAAAUAAAUAUGUUAAUACUCCUGCUGAUUCAAGAAGUUCGAAAACAGUAAAUCACAAAAGUCAUGAUAUUUCUGGAACUAAAGAUCGUGUAAAAGCAGCACUGUUGAAAGAAGAAGAAGAUCAAUUAUUACCACAUAAGCGGAAAAGAAAACCUAAAGAAUUAGAAAAUAUGGAGGAUAAUCAAGUAGAUCCAGAGCCACAACAAAAAAAUUUGAAAAGUGAUACAGAUAAAAUUAAAAAACGUCCUAUGCAACCACCUCCAUUGAAUUUCCAGGAAUUACUUAAAAUUGCUGAAAAAAAGCAACAUGAACCUAUUAUUAUUGAAAAACCUAAGAAAGAAGAAUCUUUACCCAUGAUGACUAAAAAAGAAAGAGAAAAAUAUUUAGAAGAAAAAAGAAUUGAAACAAUGAGAAAUGCUCGGCGACAAGGUAAAAUUGCACCUUCUACUGAAAAUCCAAAAGAAGUUAGACCAAUUGAAAAGGUACACAAACCAAUUGCAUCUUCUUCAAAAGUUGAUUUAAAUGCUGAAAAUAAAUUAAAAAAAAAUGCUUCUGUAUGGACCAAAGAUUUAAAAAUUCAUAAAGAGCUCAAUAAUAAUAGUAAAAAUGAUAAAUAUGUACCUAGAUCAUUAAAUAACUCAGAAAGUGUUGGAUUUAAAUCUAAUAGUGGAAAUAAAAGCAUACCUAAAACCACUUUGGAAAGUAAUUCUUACAAUGACAAAAAAUAUAGUUCUAAUGAUGAGCGUUAUUCACCUAAACCAAAAUCAAUAAAUGAUAAGUAUAUACCUAAACCAAAACAUACAAUUCAAGAAAAAUAUUUACCAAAAUCUAAAGGCAUCUCAAACCGUGAUCAAUAUGUGCCAAAAUCAAGUAACGAUUCUUAUGAAAAGUAUUCACCUAAACCUAAGAAUUUUUCCCAUGAUAAAUAUUCAUCAAAACCAACUUCUACUGAAAAAUAUGAACCUAGAGCGAAAAUCUUGACUAAUGAAAAAUAUCUGUCUAAACUUAAAAGUCAAUCUGAAUUAUAUUCACCUAAAGCUAGAAAUGAACCUGAAAAAUAUGUGCCCAAGGGAAAGAGCUCAUCUUCCACUGAGCUAUAUACACCCAGUGCGGUCAAACGAUCAGUUGAUAGAUACAGUCCAAAACCAACGUCAUCUCAAAGCUUAAAAUCAAAAUCUAUCAGUUCAAAAGAUAAAUAUGUCCCAACUCCUGUAAAUAAAUCUAAAAAUGUACCACCCAACAAUAAUGUUAAGCCUAAACAAUUUCCGCCUAAAGACAUAGUGCCCAAACAAUUUCCUCCUAAAGAUAUGGUGCCUAAACAUUUCCCCCCUAGAGACAUGGUACCUAAACAAUUCCCGCCUAGAGAUUUGGUACCUAAACAGUUUCCACCCCCUGAUAUGAGAAGACGAGAUGAUCGAAAUAUGCCCAUGCGGAAUAAACGUAGAGUUAUUGAAUCUGAUUCAGAUGAGUAUGAUUCAGAAUUAGAUGACUUUAUUGAUGAUGGUCCCGAAGAAGGAGCAGAAGAUUACUCAAAAGUUAUUUCUGAAAUUUUUAAAUACGACAAAUCAAAAUACAGAGGAAUAGAUGAAGAUGAUGAAUGUAUGGAAUCUGACUUCCGUACUCUUCAAAAAGAAGAAUAUCGAAGUUCUCGAGCUGGACUUCUUGAAGAUUUAGCAGACAUUCGUAGAGAAAAAGCCAUGAUGAAACGACGAAAAAGGAAUUAAAAUGUUUAAUUGUAUUAGAAUAUUUUAAUUGUAUAAGUAAGAUGUUUACUUAUAUUUAAAAAUGUGUUACCUUAAUCUAUAUAAUCUUGAAUUUUUAAGAUUCUUUAUAACUUUACAUUCAUAAAGAUACCUAAUUUUGUUAAAUCUAAUAAAAAAAAUUAAAUAAAAUUUUUUGAUAUAUUUA
Molecule: messenger RNA, 2589 nt
Organism: Sipha flava (yellow sugarcane aphid)
Lineage: Eukaryota; Metazoa; Arthropoda; Insecta; Hemiptera; Aphididae
Product: protein SPT2 homolog
Exons: 7
Coding region: 273-2405 (710 amino acids)
Biological process (GO): regulation of DNA-templated transcription; nucleosome assembly
Cellular component (GO): nucleolus
Molecular function (GO): histone binding; DNA binding
Source: RefSeq, a predicted model, not a curated record